Messenger RNA from Poeciliopsis prolifica (blackstripe livebearer), 3802 nucleotides. Its product is annotated as mucin-5AC. The transcript has a single exon. The record is from RefSeq and is a predicted model, not a curated record. Gene Ontology annotation, molecular function: beta-catenin binding; phosphatidylinositol-4,5-bisphosphate binding. NCBI's taxonomy places the organism in Eukaryota, Metazoa, Chordata, Actinopteri, Cyprinodontiformes, Poeciliidae. Gene Ontology annotation, cellular component: plasma membrane. Bases 178 to 2997 code for a protein of 939 amino acids. Gene Ontology annotation, biological process: regulation of canonical Wnt signaling pathway.
GGGAGGGAUACAGGAGACUGAUAAAGAAAUGCAGUGAGAGGAGCAGAUAGUGCACGACUACAAAACGGAGAUAAAGCGCUGGAUGUAAAUGCUCAGUCUACAAGCUCUGGAAUAAUAACUGCAGCAAACAACAAAAGGAUACAGAAAUAGGUGGUGGGGGGGAGAUUUACAGAGAAGAUGGAUGUACAGACAGAAAACACGGACCCCCCGCCUAAUGAAUCGCAGCCAUCUGGAAAAAUCCGAAAAGGAUUCAAACUGUUUGGAAAACGUAAAGCAGGAAGCAUUUUUUCCAUCAGAAACAAAGGAGAAGGAAACAACAAGUCACCUGUUAUCCGGAGUAAAACCUCAGAGGAAUUAUAUGAGACUCCUGCACAAGAGCAGGAGCAAGAUAAGACAAAUGGAAAAGACAUGAAACAAGAAGAUGGGGAGCAACCAGAGGAGGAGGCACUCGGUGAAGAUGGCGUUUUGGCUACUGCCCCUGCUCGCACCUCCAUCUCUUCAGCCAGCUCGGCCAAGUCCCUUGGUUUCCUCUCGCUGCUGAGGGGUGGGAAAAGAGGAGUGGGGGAUCGAAGAGUGCACACAGUGUCGCAGCCUGUGGCUCGGCAACGUCGAGGUCUGAAGGGCCUCUUCAGCAAUGUUAAGCUCCGAUCGAAGGAUAAGGAGGACAAAGAGGAAGCCCCUCCGAGCCCACUUCUUCAGUCAUCUCGCACUAACAGCGUGGAAAUCAUAAAAGAGGACAUGACACUCACACCUAAAUGCCAGCCUCGUGCUCUGGACAGCCCUGAAACCGAGAGCGCAGGACCUGUCCAGAGCUCAGCAACUCCAAACAGUUCAGCCUUGACCCCGUCAAAGACCUCAGCUGCCCAGGUGACAUCUGCUGAGAACGUAAGUACGACAUACGAGCACGUGUCCCCGUUACUUACCCCCGAGCCUCCACUGGUACCAGGUGAUAACAGCCUGAGCUCACUGCUGGCAGAUAUCUCCUCUCUCCUGACCUUUGACUCAAUCUCAGGGGGUGGCGACAUCAUGGCUGAUGUGGAAGCAGAGUGGGGUAAAGUUAGCACUGCCAUCAGUGCUGACAUCCCUCCAUCAUCUCCAUCUCCUUUCUUCAAAUCUACCCUCUCCUCCUCUCCUACAACCUCCUCAACAGUCAGCAGUGUGGCUACUGUAAAAGCCUCCUCUGUAGCCAUCUCUUCUUCAUCUUUGAGUUCUCACUCGGUCGAAUUGAGUUCUGACUCUGCUCCUGCCAGCACACAAGGUAAACAAUCUCCUGCUCCCACUUCAACAAAAUCCUCAACUGUUCAUUCAACAUCUUCCGCUUUCGAGACGAUUCAGUCCACAAUGAGCUCCAUCCCUACCACAACCGCACCUCCUCCAUAUGCAUCAGCCCCGGUAAGCAAACCUCCUUCAUUCAGUGCAAGUUUGACCAGUACAGCUGAUAAACAAGCACCAAAGAUUACGUGGGCUACUCAAAAUUCUGCAUCUGUAAGUAAACCUGAUUGUGUGUCUGUAUCACCUAAACCUGUCCUAGUACCUCACAGUCCUCCCAUCUCUGUCACCCAACCUCCCUCCAGAAGUAGUUUUAAUGAGGACAAGUCCACUUUUUUCAAACCCUCUCAAGGUUCAGUGGUGGGAACAUCCAUUGUCUCCCUCACAUCACCGGCAACCUGCAUGAUUGCAACUACAUCCUCAUCUUCUGCACCAAUCCUUUCCUCAAAGAUCACAUCUGCCUCUACAUUAACCACAACUUCUGGCUUGACAUCCAAGUCCACCCUGACCCCUAACCAUCUGGACCUUAAUAAAACAGUUUCUGAUCCUGGCCCUAAUUCAACCUUCACUGCUACAAUUAAAACCCAACCCAGCUCUGCGUCUGUCCCAGCUCCAACUUCAGCUUCAUUAGGCAAAAUUCCUCCCACAACCAAAGCCUCCAUAACAUCAGUUUCUUUAGAUAAGAUGCUCCCAGCUCAGCCUGCAACAGCAGCUGCCCCCACUCAUGUUGCUUCAUUAUCAUCACUGACUCCAUCUGCUGUGGAUCAGAUGAAAGUUUCUCCUGCUGUUACAUCAAUUCCUGUGUCAAAAGAACUUCCUGCUCCAACUCACGUUGAAAUUUCUCAACCUAAAGUUUGCUCUGCCCCUCCUAACGUCCCAGUUUCUGUAUCUGAGGAUCUGCCUGCUCAUGUGAAUUUGCAGGAGUCUUUGUCUAAAAUUGCUACUUUCUCUGAUGAGAUUCCGGUUUUUGUAUCUAAAACUCCUCCUGCACCUGACACGUCCAAAUUUUCUGGAUCGCAAACCCCUGUGGCAUCAGACGCCCCCCACCCUCAAUCUUUCCCUGUUUCUGCCACAUCCGGCCCUGUUUCCCAGCCUAAAACUCCUGAGCUCAAACUUGCUUCUUGUCCUCCUCCCCCUGUGCCGUGUCAGAUAGAUACACCAUCCUCUGCUAAGGUUAGGGAUUCUGUGCAGGCAUCGACAGAUAGUCUGGAUGGAGCAGGGGGACAGAGGAGCCAAGGUGUCCCGUCAAAAACAAAAGAACAACACCAAGAGCUUCCCCCCAAAGAAAAGAAGAUACCACAGUCAAAAGCAAUGGGUCUAAGUAAAAUACCUGUGGUUGGUGGAGGAAAAGUCAGCAGGCAGCCUGUUCGGGAAAACCAGCAUGACGAACCAAGCAAGGACCUCACUUCGCCUGUGCUACAAGAGAAACCCUAUUUCAACUCACAUAAUGCAGGGGGAAAAGAUAAAAUCAGCUCACCGGAGGCAGUUGGGCUAAUCUCAAAACAGCUCCAGGAGGAGCAUCAGCAGCCUCAACAAGCAAAAGUUCCUACAAGUUCAGCGCGUGACUCAAAAAUCCCUCUGAAGCAUGGCAGCGGGUCUCACACUGCAUCACAGGUCUCUCAGACAAAAGAGCCCCAUCGCACAAAGAUCCCUGUGUCCAAGGUGCCCGUCCGCAGGGCAGGUAAUAAACCUGCCACUACAGGAAGCAGCACACAGAUAAGAAAGUAAAAAAAACAACAAACACACUGGACCGAAACGAUUAAUAAUGUAAAUCAUCAUUUUUAGUCCACAUUUCAAUACUGUAACUCUUUCUUUACUUUAACACACCAAGAAAAAUCAAAGAAAUGGGCCCGACAGCAUUCAAGCACAAACAAACAUCUCUAUGGGGAGCUGGAGUAAAAAUCUGGAUCUUUGGUGCUGAGCUGGUCGGACAUGCACUCAAUGGUCACACCUGAACACCUGGCUGAGGAACAGCCAGAGGAGAGGACACAAACGGGGCGAGUGCCUUCUCAAGGGUGCUUUUCCUACAGACUCAGAUUUUCUUCAGUCUUUUCUACACUGCUUUUAACUUUUCUUACUCCCACUUUUUGUAGGAUCCUUCUGUACUUUUAUUCUUUUUGACUCUCCUUCCAGUUACCAGCCCCUUCUUCUUUUUUUUUUCUUUUACUUUAUGUGAGAUCAGCAUAAAAUGAUUACAACAAAACACACAUUCCACAUCUCUUUACAGAUUGAUGUAGCAAAAAUGUGCCAUUAUUUUUGCACAAGACAUUGGACUGUACAGCCUGGCUGCUCAUAUGUAACAUUAUAAGAUCUUACUGUGAACUGCUGUUGUGGUCGUGAGCGGAAAUCGCUCUUUCCAGAGAAACGGACAUUAUGAGGCCAUUAUGAAUGGCGAUGUGGACGUUUGAGACAGAGGGAGUGGCACAUGUCUGUUUUAAACUCAGUUAUUCUCAGAAGAGAACAAUAUCUCUCUGUAGAGAAGCAUCUGUGUUGUUCUGUUUCUUAUUUAAUCAAUAAAACAAUAUGAGUGAUC